Medioppia subpectinata is the source of this 680-nucleotide messenger RNA. The record is from the annotation of a GenBank genome assembly. Lineage: Eukaryota; Metazoa; Arthropoda; Arachnida; Sarcoptiformes; Oppiidae.
UUGAUUGAGUCCUCAAAGUCUGCAAACAAUUUCUCACUUAAAGAAUAUUAAAAUUCUUUCAAAUAAUUCUUUACUUUAUUUAAAUGAUACACAAAUACCACAACAAAACCUCGACAACAAUGAAGACUAAAAUCAUUAUCCUUUUGGACGAGUCGUUGUCAAUGCGGAAGAAGAGGAAUGAAGUGAUCGGAGGUUUCAAUGCAUUCCUUAGGGAACAGAAACGUCUCAAAUGUGACACUUCUGUCCUCUAUUUAGUCAAAUUCAAUACAAACGUCAAUAUUGUUUAUUCCGGCAUUAACGUCGCGGAUGUGCCCGAACUGAAGCACUCGAUGUACAGCCCGUGCGGUCGGACGGCUCUGUUUGACGCCAUAUCCGAAGGCAUACACAUCGCAGAGGAGGACACGGAUGACAUCGAGAACGAGAAAGUCAUUUGCGUUAUCAUUACUGAUGGCGAAGAGAACUGCUCUAAAGACACGACCAAAGAGCAGAUCCGGCGAUUCAUCGCUCAGUACGAGGCCAAAGGCAACUGGGCUUUCGUCUAUAUCGGCAAAAACCCCGAGCGCUGGACCAAAGAGGUCGGUAUGGCCUCCGCUCACGGCAUCUCUUAUAACUAUAACGAACCGAAGCACUCAUUCAAAUACAUUUCCAAUACUGUCACCAAAUAUCGGGUCUCGAAAUUC